Messenger RNA from Felis catus (domestic cat), 4996 nucleotides. RefSeq names its product ovo like zinc finger 3 (gene OVOL3). The record is from RefSeq and is a predicted model, not a curated record. The coding region runs from base 4375 to 4965 and encodes 196 amino acids. The transcript has 4 exons. Gene Ontology annotation, molecular function: DNA-binding transcription factor activity, RNA polymerase II-specific; RNA polymerase II cis-regulatory region sequence-specific DNA binding. Lineage: Eukaryota; Metazoa; Chordata; Mammalia; Carnivora; Felidae. Gene Ontology annotation, biological process: regulation of transcription by RNA polymerase II; epidermal cell differentiation. Gene Ontology annotation, cellular component: nucleus.
UGUAGCCUCACCUGCCCUUCCUCUUCCUGUCUCACCUGGGGGACAUCAGCCCCAGUGCCCUCCCUGCCUUGUUUCAGGACUCCAUCAAUGGGACCAACAUUCCCAAGAAAUUUGGGAACCGCAAUAAUGAUCCCAGCACCUGGAUCCAUAUUGCCUACGUAGCCCUCUGAGCUGCUGUGGGGUCUGUUGUCCUUGCCCAGUGAGGCCCAGCUAUUCCCCAAGGAGCCGCCAGCCCUUCCUCUCUGCCCCCUACUGGUACCCAAGAACCCACUGGAGCCACUGCCAUCACCGUGUGCCAGACCAUGGUUCCCGGUACACACACUGCCACGCCACUGGUUCAUGGUCCCUAGGCCAAGCCCAGCUGGAUCCUGUGAGGUCCAGGCUUUUGUCCCUAACUACAGCAGGGGAAAUGGACCGGCAGGCUCACUCACUGGACACUGGGGCAGCAUGGCCAGUCCAUCUAGCAGCUGGAACAAGUAGCUUCCCCAGCAGGAGGACUACAACUAGAUUCGUCCCAUGAGCUCCCAGCUCUGGUACCAGCUUCCCUAGGCAGCAGGCAUCUGGCCGUGUGGUGCAUCUGCCAAGAAGGCCACUCUUGUGACCACAAAAGUCCCUGCUGUCCCAACUCUCUCUAAAAAGGAAGCCAGCAAGGGCAGGGUCCUCGCCGAAAGCACAGCCCCGCCAUGUGGCUUGCUGUGGCCUGAACCACCACUUGCCUGAGUUCCUCUCUGCUCUGUUUGCUGGUCAUGGCCCACUAGAAACAAGCUUAGACCCACUCUUGUCCAGGGUACCACAGAGCUCAGACUCAAACCUAGGCUUGCCUGGUGGCAGAGCCAGACACUUCAGCAUAAAGACAUGGCCCUGCGCUGUCUCCAUAAACAAUUACACACAUCAGAAUCAACUGUGCAGUUCAAAAAAAUCCUGCCGGGUACCUGUGUCGGUUCUGUGUGUGAGGGGUAGGGUGAGGAGCAAGACAAGAUAAGCAAAGCAUCUGCCCUCACGGCAUUAGCCUUCUAGAGAGCAAAACCGGAAUUAAGAUGUCACUGUGCUGGCUUGGCUGAUGGGUCAGGGAAGGCCCUUCUGAGGUGACAUUUGAGCUGAGGCUUGAGAGAAGGCACGGGUCAUGUGGGCAUCUUGGGAAAGUAUCCAGGCAGACAACAGUGGACGCAAAUGCCCCAUCGGGGGGAUGAAAUACAUGUGUAAGGAAUGCAGUGAGCCAGGAGAGGAGAUGGGAGGAAGAACAGGGCUCCAGGGGGCAGGGCCUUGUUUCACAACAUUUAAGUCCAAGAAAUACAACACAAUUUCCCCCCCAAAUAAGAUGCCUGGGCUUGGUAUUUGAGACGUCAGGUGUUAUUUCUCAAAGCUCCCUCUCCCUGCCCCAGGGAGCCCAGGAGGUCCAGGACUCAGGUGGGCUGGACCUCUGACGGGAGGUUCCCUGACCUGCCCAGCCCCACAGGUUACAGACCACUGGGGCCCACUGUCCUUGCCUCUGCCUAGCUUGGCCACGGUCACCUAAGAUCCCUGAUGCGAAGCUUGGCAUCCAGGCCCCCGGACACCCAGAGGACCGUCUUGAGUCAUGCCCCUCAUGGAAUGUACCCCUCCCACCCUGUAUCAUGAUUAAGCCUUCAACUCCCUAGUAGCAAAUCACUGGCUUAUAGGGUUCCAAGCUGUAGGGACAUUUGCUACUCUUGACUAUGUUCCUGCUCCAUUAACCCCUGAGUCUUGAGUUCUGCCCUCCAGCUUAGUGGGCUCUCUCAUAGCUGCAACAUGGCUGCCGUGCCAGCCCUCAGCAGUACACCUACCCAGCCAGGAACAAAGGCAUGAAGGAAGGCAGCCACCAGCAUAGUGAGAACAGUGCUAAGCCUCCCUAGACAUCUCCCCUUUCAGAGCGAUUGCAGGCAAGAGGAAUGGAGAUUGCUUUCAUUUUCUUGGACCAGCCGUCUCUCCUGUCCUGGGCAUGUGGCUGCUCAAACAAAAUUGGGUUCUCUCAGCACAAUAGGAGGGUGCGCUGGUAGGGAGGACCCAGGGUGCCUGCCACUCUCCACUUCCCAAUGCCAAGCUCUUCAGCCCUAGAAGGACCAGACUUGCUCUCCUCAACAAAACAGCUGGUUAAGAAACCACUGCUGAUGAAUGUGUGAGUGUGGUUUGUGGACUGACAUGGUCCCAGGAGGAAGAGGACAGCAUGCUCACAUGGGAUAUUUCAGAGAGUUUAGUAAAGGGACCAUUUGCAAAGAAGUGGGCAGGGAACAGGGAAAUCAUAGGGCUGGUACAGUACCCUGAGCUGGCACCAGAGGUGAGCUGUUCCUCCCACCCUGGCCUUGAGGUGCAAGGGAGCCAAGUGGAAACUAGAAGAGCCGAUGCUGGAGGGAGGGCUGUCCUAGGGAAGCUGUGUCCCUGGCAACUCCAUAGGGGGAGAGUUGGAGGAAUCCUUUCCCCCAUCAUCUGUGGGGCUCCCCACUGUCAAAAUCCUGGGAGCCAGGGGGCACAGGAACCCAGAUGAUGCGGUCCACCCAGGUCAGUCUCCCAGGACACAGAGCAGGGAGGAAGGGGACAGAAAGGGCCUUAGGGAAAAUAAAGACACCCAGCCCCAGAUUUCUUCCCUAAUGUGUUUUCAAUGACACAGGAACCAGUUGCCCUGAAACAUGCUGUUGGGCACGGAGAACUGGGCACCUGAAAGAGACAAAAUGGCUCCACCUAACCAUUUGCCAGCUCAUUCUUCAGUGCAACUUGCACCCUGUACUCCACACUGGACAGAUCCCAGAUACUGGGCUGCCAGACCUGUGCCGGACACACCAGUCAUGGCUGCACGAAAUCCAACAAUUGUGAGAUGGAGACACUGAAAAUUCCAUUUUACAGAUGGGCUGACUGAAACUCCGAUGCCUGCCUAACCACCUCUCAAGACUUCCUAACAACCACCCUGUUUAUAUGCUGCAUGCUAAGCAUUCUCCCCACAUGAUCUACAUAGGCCUCUGACACAAACCAGCCAAGGGAGACACAUUAGUUCUAUCUUCCAGAUGAAGAAACCAAGGCUCAGCAAGAAGUGAUUUGUCUGGGUCCUGCUGAGGUAAAGUGGAAAAACUCUGCCUCCCUUGCUGCCCCAAAUGAAUGAGCCGGACUGACUCUCAGGGAAUGUGAAGAAAUGAAAUAAUGCUCCUCUCACCACCAAGCCUUUAUAUAGACUGUUCCCUCUGCCUGGAACACCCUCCCUUUUACCUGAAACCUUAUCUUCCUUCAGGGCUCACACCCAGACAGUCAUCUCUGAACCUUUAAGCUGGACCGGGAGCCUCUUCUGGGCUCCCAUGAGCUCCCUGAGUUUUCUCUAUUACCGUUUGGAUCACUUUGCCUGUGCAUUCCCCAUCAUAGCCUUGGUCAUUCUGGGUUGUCACUGGUGGGUCUAUCUCCUCCAUGGACUAAGUUAUGUGCUCAUUUUUAACGUUGAGCUAGACCUGGCCUAUAGCUGGAGUUCAGGAAAUUGCUGAGUGGAUAAAUGAGAGAAAGUAACUGCACAGAGAAUAUUCAAAAUCCUUAACCAGUGGUUAAGGGGUCAGACAAUGAUCAGUCUAGAACACAGACAGGACAGAGUGUUAGGGUGGGGUUCUGGGAGCCCCUGGCUGUGUCACGUGACCCCCUUUGGUUCCUGGACUGUGGGGGGGGGGGGGGAGUGGUGUCCCAGGCAAUCACUAGGAGCUGGACUAUUAACACACCAAUAUUUUAAAAUCUGCUACAUCUGAAUAGUGUUUCUGGCUGAACGUCAGUUCUUGGCAUCUAAUAAUCAGAGGUGGAGCUUCCUGCUGGAAGAUACACAGCCCGUGUCCUCACUUUGUCCUUACCUACUGGACCCUGCUGUUCCUCCACCCUCUGGGGCAAGCAAUCACAGCCACCACCCCCCUCUCCUGCUUCUCAGACAGCUGCUGUGAUUUGAAUAACCAAGCAGGUUGUUGGAUGUCCGGUGGUGACUGAUUUGCCUGGCAAACAGACCCCUCAGGUCCUUGGCCCAGCUGCUACUUUGAGAAGACAGCCUUCCUGGAGUCUCUUUUUCUUUUCCCCACAUGCAGCAGCUAGCUAGGCUCUAAUCUUGCCCUUGCUUGACCUUCUGGGGGGUCCCAGCACUUGGCUGCCCCUGGUGGCUGGAGAGUGCCCUCAGGGACCUGGUGUAGGAGAAGGGGGAGGAAUGGUAGGUCCCAUCUGAGGCAGAGGUAACUGGAGCCAGCUAAGUCCCUGGGCUUGUCACAAAAUUUGCAUGGAGAGAAUGCAGGUCCUCUGUGGCUCCCCCUUCCCUUCCCUCUUCCCUCCUAGUCAUCCUGGGGCUGAGGUGUGACCGCAGGUGGAGGAGGCAGUCGUGCGUGGAGUGCCAUCUCACCAUUCCGGGAGGUGAUGCCCCGUGUCUUCCUGGUCAGGAGUCGGCGUCCACAGCCAUCCAACUGGGGCCACUUGCCUGACCAGCUCCGGGGAGAUGCCUAUGUCCCAGACUGCAGCAACCAGCGGGGCCCAUCAGCACACCAGUCUUCUGGCCUUGGGGACUCCUGGGCAGCGCCUAUGCAGGGCAGUCUGGCCUCCACUCCCAGGGGCCCUGGGACACUUGGCUGCCCACUCUGCCCCAAGGCCUUCCCUUUGCAGCGCAUGCUGACACGGCACCUCAAGUGCCACAGCCCUGCACGCCGCCACGUGUGCCGCUGCUGUGGCAAGGGCUUUCACGAUGCCUUCGACCUCAAGCGCCACAUGAGGACUCACACUGGGAUCCGGCCAUUCCGCUGUGGAGCUUGUGGGAAAGCAUUUACCCAGCGCUGCUCACUUGAAGCUCAUCUUGCUAAGGUGCACGGGCAGCCAGCCAGCUACGCUUAUCGUGAGCGCCGGGAGAAGCUGCAUGUGUGUGAGGACUGUGGCUUCACAUGCUCGCGGCCUGACACCUAUGUGCAGCACCGUGCCCUGCACUGUGUUGAGACUGUGCACCCACACAACACAUGAGAGGCAAAUAAAUGCAGGAAAUGCACGCACA